This is a messenger RNA of Drosophila grimshawi, 1163 nucleotides long. It is a transcript of the gene sqh, whose product is annotated as myosin regulatory light chain sqh. NCBI's taxonomy places the organism in Eukaryota, Metazoa, Arthropoda, Insecta, Diptera, Drosophilidae. The coding region runs from base 192 to 716 and encodes 174 amino acids. Gene Ontology annotation, molecular function: myosin heavy chain binding; calcium ion binding. The transcript has 3 exons. Gene Ontology annotation, biological process: locomotion; post-embryonic development. The record is from RefSeq and is a predicted model, not a curated record. Gene Ontology annotation, cellular component: myosin II complex; cytoplasm.
AAACAGCGAACAACACAACAAAUAAGCUGCAGCAGCAACAGUUAUAAUUACAAGUAUUACUAACAAGACGUUCGUUUCCGCAGCUUAGCGAACCGCAGACGCACACAAACACACACAACAAACACUCACAACAAACACACACAACACACACACUCACACAUCACUUUCAGUCACACAGUGCCAGUUUGAAAAUGUCUUCCCGCAAAACCGCCGGACGUCGGGCGACGACCAAAAAGCGCGCCCAACGCGCCACCUCGAAUGUGUUCGCUAUGUUUGAUCAGGCCCAAAUUGCCGAGUUCAAGGAGGCCUUCAAUAUGAUCGAUCAGAAUCGGGACGGUUUCGUGGAGAAGGAGGAUCUUCACGAUAUGUUGGCAUCGUUGGGUAAAAAUCCCGACGAUGAUUAUUUGGAUGGCAUGAUGAAUGAGGCACCGGGUCCAAUCAAUUUCACCAUGUUCCUCACGCUGUUCGGUGAGCGGCUGCAGGGCACCGAUCCCGAGGAUGUGAUCAAGAAUGCCUUCGGCUGUUUCGAUGAGGAGAAUAUGGGCGUAUUGCCCGAGGAUAGACUCCGCGAGCUCCUAACCACAAUGGGCGAUCGUUUCUCCGAUGAGGAUGUGGACGAGAUGUACCGUGAGGCGCCGAUCAAAAAUGGUCUCUUUGACUAUCUGGAGUUCACACGCAUUCUCAAGCAUGGUGCCAAGGACAAGGAUGAGCAAUAAGCUGCAACGAUAAAUGCUGUACUUAAUUGAGCCUUCCGUUUGCAGCCACCUGGCUAUAUAGACACAUAUAUUCCAGCUCCAUUGUCCAAACUGUCAGACGAAUCGUGUAUUUUAUAUAUAUAUAUAUAUAUUAUAUUCUUAUACUAUAUACAUUAUUAUUAUUACAUUUUUUUUGCCACCCGUUUUUUGUUCCGUUCUCUUUUGUAACCAAGAUCUGCGCAUUUAAAUUUUAAUGUUUAUGUACGAUAUUACGAAUGUGUGAACUGAUAACACGAUUUUUCCAAUUUUCCAUAAGUAUUAACUCAUUAAAUAAUACAUAUUUAUACAUAUACGAUUACAUACCUACGUACACACACACACACACAUACACACACACAGACAGACAUAGAUACACACACAUUGUUUGCUGAGUGAGUCCCAUUAAAAUGCCGUUUUUUUCUUCUAAAA